CACACUCGGCCCGGACGGGGCGGACGGACCGGAGCCCAUGGGGAGCCGGCCCCGACCCGCGAUCGCCGCCCCGCGGGAGCCCCGCGUCUGAGAAGCGGGGUGCGGUGCGUGCGGGGACCAUGACCUCGGUGUGGAAGCGCCUGCAGCGCGUGGGCAAACGGGCCGCCAAGUUCCAGUUCGUGGCCUGUUACCACGAGCUGGUGGUCGAGUGCUCCAAGAAAUGGCAACCUGAUAAGCUGGUGGUGGUGUGGACCCGGCGGAACCGGCGUAUCUGCUCCAAGCCCCACAGCUGGCAGCCUGGCAUCCAGAACCCGUACCGGGGCACCGUGGUGUGGAUGGUCCCCGAGAAUGUGGACAUAUCUGUGACCCUCUACAGGGAUCCCCAUGUGGAACAGUAUGAAUCCAAAGAAUGGACGUUUAUUAUUGAGAAUGAAUCCAAGGGACAGCGGAAGGUGCUGGCCACGGCCGACGUGGACCUGGCCCGCCACGCAGGGCCCGUGCCCGCCCAGGUGCCCCUGCGACUGCGGCUGAAGCCCAAGUCGGUGAAGGUGGUGCAGGCAGAGCUGAGCCUGACGCUGUCCGGGGUGUUGCUGCGGGAGGGCCGAGCCACGGAUGAUGACAUGCAGAGUCUGGCCAGCCUCAUGAGCGUGAAGGCCAGUGACGUGGGCAACUUGGAUGAUUUCAUCGAGAGUGACGAGGAGACCGAGAGUCGGGCCCGGGGUGCCCAGCCAGCUCCCCCUGAUCCUUCUCGAGGACUGAAGACCCUCGGUAAAGUGGAGGAAGAGGGCCAGACAUCGCCUCGUCAGGCAGUUGCCAGCCCCUCUGGCCCUGAGGAAGCCAGCCCAGCCCCCACGGCUGCUGCCCCCCUGAACUCCAGCCAGUCCCUGCUGGAGUGGUGUCAGCAGGUCACUGCCGGCUACCGGGGCAUCCGGGUCACCAACUUCACCACCUCCUGGCGCAACGGCUUGGCCUUCUGUGCCAUCCUGCACCACUUCUACCCAGACAAGAUUGACUAUACCUCCCUGGACCCGCUCAACAUCAAACAGAACAAUAAGCAGGCCUUCGAUGCCUUCGCAGCGCUGGGCGUGUCGCGGCUGCUGGACCCCGCGGACAUGGUGCUGCUGGCGGUGCCGGACAAACUCAUCGUCAUGACCUACCUGUGCCAGAUCCGCGCCUUCUGCACGGGCCAGGAGCUGCAGCUGGUGCAGCUGGAGGGCGGGGGCGGCGCGGGCACUUACCGGGUGGCCACCCCGCCCGGCCCAGCCGCGCCCCUGGACACCGGGCACCUGGCCCAGCGGCUGCGGGAGCACCGGGUUGAGUCGCCCCAGGAACCGCCCAAGUCAGCACAGACCGAGAGCCACUUGGACACGGCGGGGGUCCCUGCAGCGCCUGCCCAGGACCCCCAAAAAGCCUCCACCAAGGGGCCCCCCAAAACACCCACCGAGGAGCCCCCGCUGCCUCCUUCCAAGGAGCCCCCAAAAGCCUCUGCCAAGGAACCUCCAAAAGUCUCUACCAAGGACACCCCAAAAUCCCCCACCAAGGAGCCCCCAAAAGCUCCCUCCAUGGACCCCCCGCCGCCCCCGGCCAAGGACCCUUCGCAGGCCGCCCUGGAGGCUCUUCCUGCGGACUCGCCCGCCGAAGGGCUGCUGAACGGGGCCGGGGUGCCCGGCAGCGUGGCCAGCGUGAAGCUGCGGCGCCCGUCGGUGAACGGGGAGGCCGGCCCGGUGCCCCCGCCCCGCGCCCACGGCUGCUUCUCCCAUGUGCGCGACGCCGACGGGUUGAAGAAGCGAAGGUCACGGGUGCGGAGUGUCAGCUCCUGCUCCGUGGAUGAGGCCGAGCCCGGAGCUGUGGCUGGGGAAGGCCUCAGCCCUGACCCCAGCUCUGACCCUGGCUGCCCCACAGCCCCGAACCCGAAAUCAGCCCACGAUGGGAGCCCCCCACUGGAGGAGACGCCCCCAAGUCCUGGAGAGGAUGCUGGGCUGCAACGGUUCCAGGACACGAGUCAGUACGUGUGUGCAGAGCUGCAGGCGCUGGAGCAGGAGCAGCAGCAGAUCGACGGGCGGGCGGCUGAGGUGGAGACGCAGCUGAGGAGCCUGAUGGAGUCGGGGGCCAACAAGUUGCAGGAGGAGCUGCUGAUCCAGGAGUGGUUCACGCUGGUCAACAAGAAGAACGCGCUUAUCCGCAGGCAGGACCAGUUGCAGUUGCUAAUCGAGGAGCAGAACUUGGAGCGGAGGUUCGAGCUGCUGAGCCGGGAGCUUCGGGCGAUGCUGGGCAUUGAAGACUGGCUGAAGACCGCAGCGCAGCAGCACCGAGAGCAGCUCUUGCUAGAGGAGCUGGUGUCGCUGGUGAACCAGCGGGACGAGCUGGUCCGGGACCUGGACCACAAGGAACGGAUUGCUUUGGAGGAGGAUGAGCGCCUGGAACGCGGCCUGGAGCAGCGACGUCGCAAGUUGAGCCGGCAGCUGAGCCGUCGGGAGCGCUGCGCACUGAGCUGAGGCCUCCUG
Messenger RNA from Suncus etruscus (white-toothed pygmy shrew), 2504 nucleotides. It is a transcript of the gene EHBP1L1, whose product is annotated as EH domain binding protein 1 like 1. NCBI's taxonomy places the organism in Eukaryota, Metazoa, Chordata, Mammalia, Eulipotyphla, Soricidae. Bases 120 to 2495 code for a protein of 791 amino acids. The transcript is spliced from 18 exons. The record is from RefSeq and is a predicted model, not a curated record. Gene Ontology annotation, molecular function: protein binding.